GGCAUAACGCAUAAUCCCUAAUUCCUAUUUCCCUGACUGCUGCGAAGUUGCGAAGUGCGAACAGCGAGCGACGGCGACUCCGACCAGCUGCGCGGACGACGGCGACCAGCCCUCAGCCGCUCAGUGACCGGGACCAGCGACCGGCGACGAGCCCUCAACCGCUCAGCGACCGCGACCGGCGACCAGCCCUCCCCUCCGCGACCAGCGACCGGCGACCAGCCCUCCCCUCCGCGACUUCGACCAGCGACCAGCCCUCUCCGAGCCUUCGCCUCCGCGACCGCGACCGCGACCACGACCACUGACCAGCCGACUGUGUUCUGCUUCUGGAAUCUGGACCUCCGGUUUUGACGGCUCUACCAAAGCGGCGAAUCUCACCGACGGGGCCGACCAGCCCCGCGAGACGGCGAGACCGCGACUGCCAACCAGCCCUGCUCCUUGAUUGCGACCAACGUUGCUCCGCAACGCGACUAGCCUGCUCCGCGAACGCGACCGCCAACCAGCCUGCUCCGCGACCGCCAACCAGCCUGCUCCGCGACCGCGACCAGCUUACGGUGCUUACCUCCUCUAGCCCUCUAGGCUGCUUUAAUUUUCUCACGGUGCAGAAUAACCAUAUUUCAGCUGUCUACAACAGGAAUAUUAUAUAAACAGAGAGGAAAAAGUAAAAAAAAAAAUGAUAAGAGGUGGAAGAAGCCUGGUUUCUUCACUACCAGCAUUCUCAAAUGAUGGGAAGAAGCUCCUUGUCUGCACAGCUAGCACUGUGUCUAUAUUCAGCACCUUCACCGGUUUACAGAUAGGUGAGUUGGAAGGUCAUACAGCACUGGUAACAUCAGUUAUUGUAGUGCCAGCAACAACACCAGCAAGUAAAAUACUGUGCUAUUGUUGGACGGCAUCACUUGAUGGCACAAUUAGAUAUUGGGACUUUUCAGUAGCUGAAUUGAUGAAGACUAUUAAUAUUAAGACCCCAAUUCAUUCCAUGGUGAUUCCAGGACUAGUAUCUCAACCACUAGAGAGCAGUGAAAAAUCUAUGGAUGUUUUUGCUUAUAUUUCUUCUCAGGACAUCAAACAAAAAGAUGGACAAACUUUAAGUUGGCAGAUACAGAAGUGUAACUUAACAAAGUCCCGGCUGGCUGGUGGAGUGAUAUUAACAAAGAGUAAAAAACCGCAAUUAAUCACCCUCAGCCCCAGCGGGAAGUAUAUUGGGUUCUGCGAAAAUCACAAAAUUCGUAUAUGGGAAGUUCAAACGAAAGAUUCUGAUCAUGCAAUCCAUAGAACAAUCAGAUUGCAUCAUACGAAAAAAUUAAACAUUCUAGCUUUCCAUCCAACUGAGAGAAUUGUAGCAGCGGGGGAUGUUACAGGAAGGAUCUUAAUAUGGAGGCAUUUUGGAGAAAGAACGUUUUCUGUUCCUGAUAAGUUGGAAAAUAGAGAAGUUAUCAAGGAUGCAGAGGAGAGGCCUGGAGUGAGAGGCGACGAUGAUGCUGAUUUGUGCACCACAUGGCAUUGGCAUUCUGCAGAAGUGAGGGUCUUAUUUUUUUCUUCUGAUGGUGCCUAUCUCUACUCAGGUGGAAGAGAAGGAGUUCUUGUGCGUUGGCAGCUAGAUACAGGAAAGAGAAACACUCAGUCACGAAUUGGGAGUCCGCUUUCAUAUUUUACAAAUUCGCCAGAUCAUUCACUGUCUUCAGUUUCUUGUGCAGAUAACAGACUUCAACUGCUUGAAAUGCCAUCCAUGAAAAUGCUAAGGUCCAUAUCAGGGAUCAAGCCGCACAAUUCAGUCCCAGAGAGAUAUAAUUUGCCAUGUAGUGAUGCUGCAUUUGAUUCUACUGCUGGGCUAGUUGCCAUAUGCACAGAAAAUUACUGCGUCCAGCUCUUUAGCAUGUUGGAUGACCGAGAAAUUUCAUUGGUUCAAGUCUGUGAAAGAAAUCAUCAGCCGGUUGAUGAAGUCACGGUCAUAGUGAAUAUGGUGGCUCUCUCUCCAGAUGGUUGUACCAUGAGUACUGUAGAGACUAGGCUUCCUGAAGAAGGAAUUGGAGGCCUUGUAUGUCUAAAGUUCUGGACAAGUGGCUCUCAAAAUAAAGACUUCAGCUUAUCUACUGUUAUAUAUGAACCACACAGGGAUGGUGGAGUCUCUGCAAUCACUUUUCAUCCUACGCGUAACAUGGCUGUCAGCUCUUCAUAUGGUGCUGAAUUCAAAAUCUGGGCUUGCAAUAGUGAUGUUCAACAUGGGGAUCAGAUGAAUAAUGCUGGAUGGACAUGCCAUGCUGUUGGUUCAUACAAAAAGAAGCCGAUGACAGCUGCUGCAUUUUCUGCUGAUGGUUCUGUUCUGGCUGUUGCUGCAGAAAGAGUUAUUACUUUGUGGGAUCCAGACAGGAAUGUGCUGGUUGCUACAAUUGGAGAGAGUUUUGAGCCAAUUUCAUGCCUUUCAUUUAUUGGGAAGUCAGAAUAUCUAGUAUCCUCAUCUCAAGGCUCUAAUCCGCAAGUGUCUGUUUGGAGUAUGUCAAAGCUGUCUAUAUCUUGGUCUUGCAAGAUUCAUGCGAAAGCUGUAUCAUGUGCUAUGGAUGGUUCAUCUUUUGCUAUCCUUGCACUUCUUCCUGAUUCAGCUAGGUCCAAGGCAUCUAAUGAAGCUUCAUUGAAUAGUGUGGAUGGGGUAAUUUUAUUGUAUAAUGUAGAAACUCCUGUUCCUUUGGCUACCUGGCUUGUGAAGAAGGCUCAAGGUGGAGGGAUUGGUUUCAUUCUUCGAAGUGAUAAAUCAGAAGAGGAUCUUACAGAUGGAAAACGAUUGCAGAUGCUAUGCUAUAUAAAUAGUGAUCAUGAGUAUGUUCUCUUUGACCCAUAUAGUCAGCAACUUCAUGAUCAGACAAUUAUACAGAGACAUAAAUUUCUUCAAUCUGAUGAGAUAGGGAGGUCUGGGUAUGCAUCUAUGUAUGGGGAACUACCAGAGUUUCACCAAAACCCAAAUCAAACUUCAGCCGCCACAUCUGUACCGUCAGGAAGGCCAUGGGAAACCCUAUGUAGCGGCCCGUCUUAUGCUCUUCCUCUUUCUGAAUUGUGUUCAAAAUUUCUUGAAACAUUUCUGGAGAAGAGGAUGACACCUGUGGAGUGAAUCUCUUGCCUGUUAUUUUGUCAUGAGUUGCAAUGCCAAUCUCUUCUGCAAUUACUUUCUCACAACACUGGUGCAAAGGAGGAGCAGCAACAUGUAUUUGAGGUAUGUGAAGCAGUUUUGCUGCUGAACCCCUGCACCCCUCUCUUUGCCCUUGAAGAUGUGAGCAUACGUCUGGCAAAACCUAGCAUUGUAUUUGAUUUAAUGUUCCGACUUUAUGGAAGCAAAUUUUGUAAUCCCGAAGAACCAGCAAAAUUGUUUCACCUUUACAAAAUGGGAAAUUUUGUCAAUCUACUAAGUGAUUUUUAAGUUUCGCACUA
Molecule: messenger RNA, 3414 nt
Organism: Ipomoea triloba (trilobed morning glory)
Lineage: Eukaryota; Viridiplantae; Streptophyta; Magnoliopsida; Solanales; Convolvulaceae
Product: WD repeat-containing protein 75
Exons: 18
Coding region: 671-3097 (808 amino acids)
Molecular function (GO): protein binding
Source: RefSeq, a predicted model, not a curated record